Salvia miltiorrhiza (redroot sage) is the source of this 2087-nucleotide messenger RNA. Its product is annotated as cyclic nucleotide-gated ion channel 1-like. Gene Ontology annotation, biological process: monoatomic ion transport; transmembrane transport. The transcript has 7 exons. Gene Ontology annotation, molecular function: monoatomic ion channel activity. Gene Ontology annotation, cellular component: membrane. The coding region runs from base 56 to 1873 and encodes 605 amino acids. The record is from RefSeq and is a predicted model, not a curated record. Lineage: Eukaryota; Viridiplantae; Streptophyta; Magnoliopsida; Lamiales; Lamiaceae.
CUCUCCUUCUCUCUGUUUCUCUCUCUUGCUGAUUGUGAUCUGUAUUUUGCUGAGGAUGAAGAGCUGGAGAAGAAACAGGCUUGACCGUAGUCUUCUCAAGUGGAAUAAAAUGCUGCUAAUCUCUUGCAUAACUGCGUUAUGCAUUGAUCCUCUCGUCUGCUACAUUUCCGUUGUCGACGCCGACAGAUUGUGCCUCGAUGUGGAUAAUCGAUUAGCCGUCGCCUUCGGUUUUCUUCGCACACUCGUCGACUUCUUCUACGUCGUGCACAUUUUCAUGCAGUUCGUAUUUGCUGCAGCUGAUGAAGCUCUUGUUAGGGAUUUCAGAUCUAUUAAUGUCAAACGCAACCAGCGCUGCUACUUCAUUAUGGAUGUUGUAUCCAUUCUUCCUUUGCCACAGGCUAAAAUCGUGAUCGUGCUCCACAGUGAAAUAAGUCCGUUAAGGCUACGGACGUUGAUGAUCCUUACUAUGUUCCAAAACCUUCUAAGAAUAUGGCGUAUGGUCCCUCUGUAUAAGAAGUUGACUGCAACGUCUAGCAUAUUUGUAUCGAGGGCGUGGAUUGGAGCUGCAUCAGACAUAAUCUCCUGCAUCCUCGCCUCUCAUAUGUUUGGAUCCUUCUGGUACCUGAUGUCCGUUGAGCGAACAGAGGAAUGCUGGCGUAUGGCGUGCAGGAUUAAUCCGCAGCAGUGCAACCCCGAUGCUCUGUAUUGCGGACGAGGGCGGCAGCAAUCGGACGUUUAUAACUCCUUUCUCGUCUCGUCUUGCUCGCCUCACGAGCCCAGUAAAUCAGAUUUUGGCUAUGGCAUUUUUGCUCAUGCGGUUAGCAUUCAACUUUACCAAGACUUCUACAGAAGAUUCUUCCAUUGCUUCGUUUGGGGGCUUAGGAAUUUGAGCUCCUUGGGACAAAACCUCGAAACGAGCAGCGGCGUGGCGGAGAAUCUCUUCGUAGUUACCAUCUCUAUCAGCGGCUUGAUUCUGUUUUCCUUUCUUGCCGGCAACAUACAGAGGUAUUUGCACUCUGUGACUGUCAGGGAAGACGAGAUGUCGGUGAAAAUAUACGAGCAAGAGCAAUGGAUGUCGCGCUGCAUGCUCCCUCCGGCUCUGAGGGCGCGUGUAAGGCAGCACGAGCGAUUCAAAUGGCUAAAGAAUCGAGGGGUCGAUGAACAAUCUUUCAUCCGCGGUUUCCCAAAGGACUUGAAAAGGGACAUCAAGCGCCAUCAAUGCCUCAGUUUCCUCACCAGAGUGCCAAUGUUUGCAAAGUUGGACGAAACGCAGUUGGAUGCGUUGUGCUGUCGCCUGAAGCCCGUGCUCUACGCUGCAGGCAGCCAUGUUUUUCGCGAGGGGAAUCCUGUUGAUGAAUUGCUCUUCAUAGAGAAGGGGUUUUUGACAAUGGCUUCAAAUUCUGUUGGAACAAUUGUUGUCAAGGCCGGCGAGUUGUGCGGGGAGGAGCUGCUGGCGUGGGCUCUCGACCCCAACUCCUCCUCGUCCAGCCUUCCCAUCUCCACAACGACACUGCAAGCCAUCAAUGAUGUGGAGGCCUAUUGCCUAAUGCCGGAUGAUUUGAAAUGCGUUUUAUCCCAAUUCAGAAGAGAAGAGCAGCUGCAUCACAUCAUUAGGCAGGUUCAUUUGAAAAAGAUAAUAGUAGAUUUCAUUAGUAGCCAAGAAAAAUUGAUUAUAUGUAAUGUUAUGAUACAAUUUCAGAUACAGUUCCCAGCAGUGGAGGUCAUGGGGUGCCUGCAUCAUACAAGCAGCGUGGCGACGCUACUACUGGAGGAAGAUGAAGAGCUCCCUCAAACAAGCAGAAGCUCAAAUGCAAGCUGUUUCCUUUCCCAGAUUACUGCCUCAGAAAUUUCCUUUCAGAUGUGUAUGAAAUAAGGCUUGAAAGGGGUAUCACAUUAUAUGAAACUCAAGAAGAUAGUGCAUUUUCUCACAACAUAUUGCUUUUAGUUUACUAUGUUGUGGAAUGUGGUUGUUGGAGGAUAAAUAUGCCUUACUACUUCUCUUACACUCAUUUUCCAUCCAAUUUUAUUGAAUAAAUGUGUAGCUUCAAGGAGGCUCAUAAGCUCAUAUUGUUGCCUUAAAUGAAAAA